Molecule: messenger RNA, 4422 nt
Organism: Pangasianodon hypophthalmus (striped catfish)
Lineage: Eukaryota; Metazoa; Chordata; Actinopteri; Siluriformes; Pangasiidae
Product: centrosomal protein of 95 kDa
Exons: 21
Coding region: 219-2762 (847 amino acids)
Cellular component (GO): centrosome; spindle pole
Source: RefSeq, a predicted model, not a curated record
CUGUGCACUCGUGAGCAUUUUGUUUGAGUGCCUUACAGUUGGGCAGUGGCGGUAGUUAGUAGACGCUGCUGAUACCCGUUUGGUUUUAUUUUAGCUUCUUUUUUAAAUUAAAAAUUUGUGUUUUUACUCUUUGACCUCUUUUCACAUGUAACAAAAUUCUCUAUUUCACUGCAACGACACUCGCUAUUUUUUUGCCGACCUAGAACAAGCUGAAUCAGAUGGGAACCGAGGAGAGAGAUUGGGUGGAAGUGGCCAAUGAUCUCAUCUGCAAGUGUCACGUUAACCUGAGGAUACAGAGGCUCACAGAGUGCGAUGCCAGUGUGUUCGUGGCCUUAUAUGAAGCUAUCUUAGGAGAAAAAGUUCCAGAUUACAUCGUUGCGCCCAAGAGCCAAGAGGAUGACAUUCACAACAUACAAUCUGUGAUUGACUCGCUGGCCUUGGACUAUCUCCAGAUCAGCUUAUCUCACAUCACAGGUGAGAACAUUGUGAGAGGAGAUAAGGAUUCCAUCCGUAACCUUCUGGAGAUCUUCGAUGGGUUGCUGGAGUAUCUCACGGAGCAGCUCAGUGAGGAAGAAGAGCUCCCGAAUGGAGAGCUCAAUGGUACGGUCCACCCUGCAGGAGCACAGGAGCAGGAUAAAGAGGAGAAGAUGUCUCAGAUCUCUAGCACACAUUCUGCUGUCCAGUCCAGUAAAUAUUCCCUCCAUUCCUGGAACGGGGACGAAUCGGAGUCAACCGCCGAGCUGAUCCGGUUGGGCGAUUCGGCCCGUACAUUCACCACAAAGCAAGAAGUGCGCUCACACCCCCUGCCCUCAGUCAUUUCUACUAAAAAAGCUCCCAGUGACCCCGACCCACUCACAGAUCAACCCCCUCAGCAGAUAGAGCCGUUCCACUCAGCCUUUCCUCUGCAGCCUCCCAAACAGACCACUCCACAUCGGGCGGGGAGACCUCCGUCAUCACCGCCUCCCACAGAGGAUAAUGCGGGAGACGCAGAGGGGACAAACGAACAGAAUGGUCAUUCCCCUAAGUGUAAUGGUGUUCAGACUAAUGGGAUCCACACUUCUGCAGAAAGCGAGAGGUCUGAGCAGAGUCUGAAAGAAACACAGCCUGAGGCUCCCAAAGCACAAGUGGAGAGUGGUAUUGAGGGAGCACGGCGUGUCCUGUUCCACACUCAGCCGGAUGUACUGCUCCUGUCCCAGAGAGAGGACAUGCACACACACAGCCAUGCGGAAGAGGGGCAGAGUGAUGAAGAACGGCUCCACAGCUCCGGCUCAUCGUCUGGAAGACGGAGGAGCUACAGGAGCAGGAGCCUCGGGUUGGCCGAGGAAAGCGAGGACCCAUUAUCCAGACGCAGUCAGAAGAACAGACAGGCCGAGCAGGAGCUGCACGAGAUGUCAGAGAAACUCGCUCGCCGUCUCGAGGAGCUCGAUCUGAUGCUGAAGAGGGCUCUGGGGGAGACAGGGAACGAGUCAAAGCCUGCAGAGGAGGACAAACACUCCCACCACAGUGACAGUUUCAUGGAGUGCAGACGUGUCCCCAGACCCACAGAUAAGGCCAGUGUGGACAGACCUCCUCGCACACGCUCCCUCUCUCCUUCUCCUCCUCCUGUAUGUCGUUCCAGUCAGAGCUUGCUAGAGGGCGCCCCGCUCUCAGACACGCGGCAACACACGGCCCGGAGGCGGCACGACAAGCUCCGACACAUUCAGGACCAGCGCAGGAAAAGCCAGAUGGUAGCUGAAGCUUAUGAGGCAGAGCUGAAGAACUUGGAUGAGCAGCAGAGAGUAGACUUGGCCAUCGAGAGACUGCGAGCUCAGGAGGCUGAGCGGGAGUACAGGGAAGCCAUACGUAAAGAAGCAUCUCGUGCAUCAAAAUCUCUUAACUACAGAUCUAAAUCGACGCUUUCAAGCAAGAGUCCCCGCUCCAAAGCUGCAGCACCCAGCCGACCACGGGCCCAGACCCACAAAACAGCCCCAUUGCGGGUGAAGGAGAACGACUUGUUGCCAGCUCUGUUGGAUGACUUCCCUCCUCUGCAGUUCUCUCCUCACACUCUGUCCCGCAUGUGGAAGCAGCAGCUCCGGCAGGUCGACCAGCUCAGUGCUCUGGACAACCAGCACAAACACACACGCAAACACACCAACCAGGUAGAGGAGGCCCAGAAGAGACACGACCUGCUCGUGGAUAUCAUCCGCAAAGAGCAGGAGCACAAUCGUCGCCUGAAGGAUUUCAGAGAGAGAAUCCAGCAGCAGAGGUCUGCGCAGAAUAAGCUGCGGGAGCAGAGGCAGCAGGUGGCCCGCGCCCGCAAAUACCACAGCGAUUACCAUGUGCAGCUGCGCGCUCGACUCCUCCGAGCCCGCACACGAGAGGAGAGGAUGUUUCGGCAGGUGUUUGAGGAGGGUCUGGAGCAUCAGAAGGCCCGUCUGAGGGAACAGCGUGCGUGCGCUAAAGAACAGCGUCAGGAGCAUGCACGCAAACACAAAGACGAGAUUGAGGCCAUGGAGAACUACUACAAGGACCAGUUUUCCAUGCUGGCUGAAAGACUUGCCCUGGAGCGCCAGGAGAUCCAGGUGCGGAAGAAAGCCCAGGAAAAGGCUCUGCACAAGAUGAAACGGGACCUGAGGAGCAAGAUGGAGCGAGAGAUCAACGAGUUGCAGAAGAUCAUCAUUCAGGACGACGAGGAAGACUACUUCCGUGAGCUGGAGGUGGAGCGGCUGCGCAGGCGUGUGCAGAUGGCCUCCUUCCAGUACGGCGCGAGCUGCACAUACUGACUGCAGGCCAGUCUAGGGACCAAUCUCAACCUACACUCACCCUAACACCAGGCUGGAGGCGUUUCCACAUUCACACACGCAAUCUCUGCGCUGGAUUAUUGCACAAGGGCUUCUGAUGAGCACAUUUCUACACGAUGCGUCCUGUUAAAGCUAAGUAGAGGAAUCUCGGAUAGGGACAAAAGUAAAAUCGGUCACUUUCCUUAAAGACAUUUUGACUAUCACACUAUGCAUCACAAUAUUUAGUUUGGUCAGUGAGCAUGUACAAGAAAUGGUUUUCACUCAUAACUUUAUUUAAAUACCAAAAUAAAUCCUUUAACAAGGAAAUGGAGGAAUUUUAAGGUCCAAGCUGCAGCUUGUUACUGUGAGUCACAGUGAUCAGUUUUAGAAAUGUAUUAAGGCAUUUGUGCUGUAAUUUUACUGCAAUAUUUGAUGCACAAAUUAGGGGAUGCGACAAUAUAUACAUCUAUAAGAUUUAGAUUUCCCAAUAUGCAACCAAUGAGGAUUAUAUAUAAAAAAUAUAUAUAUAAAAAUAAUUACUACAUUGCAAUACGUAGAAAAAUGCCUUAUGUCUAAAUGCCUUAGCUGAAGCCUUGUUUCUGUUAUUUGUUUUUUUCCCUACUCCUACUCUCAUAUGCCGGAAACUGUGAUUGUGAUUCAAACUGAGCGUUAUACAUUUUUCAUAUGUAUUUUUUUUUUAACACCAUUCCACUCCUAAAGACAUGAUUACAAUGGCAUGUUGUGCAAAAGUAUGAUUUGCAUAGCGUGUAAAUAAUUUCUCUCUAGUUAUAACUGCAUAGUAAGCUGAUAAUCUCCUGCAUCAUUUACAUGAGCAGACGAAACCAUGCAUAACAUUCAAAUUGAGAUUUUCUCUAAUUACCUGUGACGCACUAUGGUGUGUCAAAGUUCUUUGUGCCAAUCCUGAGGUCCGAGAGUCGCCUAACUAUCUGUUCUCACAACACCACAUCCUGACUGUGUUUAGUUCCCAUUCAACAGUGUAGAAUUUAUUAUAACGACGGUUUCUUCGUUUGCUGGGUUUUAUUAUUAAAUUCAAACAGGUUUUAAACUAAAGUAACUGUUUAGCUGCUAUUGUUUCUUAUUGGAACUUAAAAACAGCUGGUCGGGAUACAGCAAUGCUGAUGUCAGUGUCUUGUCCUUGCGAGUGUAAACACAGGGUUACUGUACUGUUUAAUGCAAAAUGUUGUUUUCUAUUGUGAAACUGUAAAUCAGAUCAGCUCCAUGUAGCUUAUGAGGCAUAUUUAUUAAAAGAAACUGGGAUCUGUUUAAAAAAAAAAACAUGUUGUAUGUGGACACUAAAUCACUGGACGUCUUUGAGAAUGUGGAGUCCUGCGUAUGACGAGUCCUCCAUCUCAAACACACUGAACCCUUUACUUGCUGCUAACACCGAGUCUUCCUCCAUCACUAAACUGCUGAUGCAAGUCUAAAUGAACCUGUUUUUCUUAUUUUUUCCUUUUGGUGUUGAUAGAAAAGCGAUUGUGCACCUUUCCACCCUGACGUGGACCGUUGAUUAUUAGGUUGCUGUUAAUAAUGAUCUGCAAAUCUUUUUAAUUAUUUUAUUUUUGAAUUUCUCAUUGCUGGAUCGGUCUUCCUAAGUGUGUAAAACCUGUCAUAAGUUAAAUAUUUAUUAAAUUGCAUAAACUGA